GAGUAGCAAAAAAGAAAUAAAUUCAAAUGAUUUGGAAAAUUGAAGAGGGGACCAAUUCUUGGGGGUAAGGAGUAGACUCGUCGCCAGAGCUGACUUUGAAAACUUGACUUGGUCUCAUUCUUCUCAUCUACUGCAAAAACCACAAUCAGUAUAUAACAACAACACAUGAGUGACUUAAUUCUCAUAGACCAAUACAGAGAUACAAAGCAAUAGAACAACAAGAACAAGAAAACAGAGAAAAAAACAAUGGCUGCCUUGUCGGAUAAGUUAGCGGAUGCUUACCAGAACGCAAGGCCGAGAUAUCCGAUCGAUUGGUUCACGAAACUUGCUGCUCGAACCGGUCAGCACAAAUCAGCUUGGGAUGUUGGUACUGGCAACGGUCAAGCAGCUAUUGGUCUUGCAGAGUAUUUCGAGAAAGUUACAGCAACCGACAUAAACGAAGCACAGUUAAAACGAGCGGUAAAACACGAAAGAAUCAGUUACCAUCACACUCCCACAACAAUGUCCGAAGACCAAAUGGUUGCUCUAGUCGGCGGAGAUAACUCCGUUGAUCUAAUCGUGGCAGCACAAGCCGUUCACUACUUCGAUCUCGCACCAUUCUACAACGUAGCAAAACGUGUUCUUCGCAAAGAAGGAGGAUUAAUCGCAGUUUUUGUCUACAACGACAUAAUCAUCUCUCCUGAAGUUGAUUCCAUCAUGAAACGUCUUGUGGACUCCACGUUCCCGUUUAGAACUCCUGUAAUGAAUCUUGCUUUCGACGGUUAUAAAACGUUGCCGUUUCCGUUUGAAAGUAUAGGGAUGGGAUCAGAAGGGAAGCCUAUAAUGCUUGACAUUCCUCAUAAGCUAUCGCUUAAAGGGUUUAUCGGUUUCUUGAGAUCGUGGCAGCCCGCAAUGAAAGCUAAAGAACGUGGAGUUGAGCUUGUGACUGAAGAUUUGAUCUCCAAAUUUGAAGAUGCUUGGGGUGAUGAUGAUGAUGUUAAAGAUAUUUUCUACAAAGCUCAUAUGAUUGUUGGAAAACUUUCGGCUUCAGAUAUAGAGCGGCAUCGAAAGAGAUUUGAUACGAACUGCGUAGUUACAACACUAAAGGAUCAUAACAACUCGGCUGUUAUUGCUUCAGUGACUGCUGCUGCAUUUGCUGGAGUGGCGGCUUACUGUGCUUACUCUGCAAGGAAGAACAGUUAGAUCCUUUGAAGGACAAAGAAACGGUUUUCUGAAUCUAGUGAAUGAAAUCUUUUUUAUUUUACAUGUUGACAUGUUGUCAUGUAUUUAUUUAUGUCAUUGAUAUGAGAUGGUUAAGUAAUAUCUAAAGAUUUAAGAGUCACCCAACACUCUUACAUUCAUGACUCAAGGGGAUAAAAUAAAAGUACAAGCAUCCACAUAAUAAAGAAAAUAGAUUCUCACAAGUGUUCUUUUGUUUUUCGCUGAGUACGCGCAUAAAUAGAUGCUCACACGUUCUUGGGUUUUAAGAAAUUAUAUAUUAAGCCCAACUUGUACGGCUCAAAACUCUGUAAUAUAGUCAAGGACAUGAUCAAUUUCUUAUA
Messenger RNA from Arabidopsis thaliana (thale cress), 1541 nucleotides. Its product is annotated as S-adenosyl-L-methionine-dependent methyltransferases superfamily protein. Gene Ontology annotation, molecular function: S-adenosylmethionine-dependent methyltransferase activity. The transcript is spliced from 4 exons. The record is from RefSeq and is marked reviewed. NCBI's taxonomy places the organism in Eukaryota, Viridiplantae, Streptophyta, Magnoliopsida, Brassicales, Brassicaceae. The coding region runs from base 247 to 1182 and encodes 311 amino acids.